Messenger RNA from Drosophila grimshawi, 2067 nucleotides. Its product is annotated as importin subunit alpha. The coding region runs from base 208 to 1602 and encodes 464 amino acids. Gene Ontology annotation, biological process: NLS-bearing protein import into nucleus. Gene Ontology annotation, cellular component: cytoplasm; nucleus. Gene Ontology annotation, molecular function: nuclear import signal receptor activity; protein binding. The transcript has a single exon. NCBI's taxonomy places the organism in Eukaryota, Metazoa, Arthropoda, Insecta, Diptera, Drosophilidae. The record is from RefSeq and is a predicted model, not a curated record.
AUAUUUUGAUAUCAAAGAUAUGUUCAAAGUACUUGAUACUUGUUAAUUUUGUCGGUCGAUUGACAAUUGUCACAGGGCAACCAGUUGAAAAAUAAGUCCCUAAAUUUUGUAAAAUUUCUGUUUGUGCUGCCUCCACUCGUAUUAAUUGCUAAAAGUAAUUUAUUCCGCAUAUUUAUUGAAGCCAUUAUUAGUAAAUGGUGAAUAAGUAUGGAUAUCAAGACCCUGAAGCAACUGUACACCAAUCAGUUCACGCUGUCGAAGUUCAUCGCAGGGAUUGUGACUGCCAUAAACAGUAAGGAUCCACAGAGACAACUUCUGGGCAUGGAGCUGGCGCGCAAAUUGGCCUGCAACGAGAGCAAUCCACCCAUUGAUCUAAUGAUUGGCCAUGGAAUUGUACCAAUCUGUGUACGUUUUCUUAAAUGCAACAGCAACGAUCUGCUUAAGUUUGAGGCAACCUGGAUUUUGACCAACAUUGCUGCCGGUACAUCGGGUCAGACACAGUGUGUCAUCGAUGAGAAUGCGGUGCCGCUUUUAAUACAUCAUCUUCAGUCUGAUAAUAUGUAUAUAGCUGAGCAGGCUGUUUGGGCACUGUGCAACAUUGCCGGUGAUGGUGCUCCGGCACGCGACAUCGUCAUUCAGCAUAAUGUGAUCGGUGGCAUUCUGCCACUGAUCAAUAAGGGAAUGCCACUCUCAUUGCUGCGCAAAAUUGUUUGGCUAAUGGUAAAUUUGUGCGGCAAACGCCCAUCGCCAACCUUGGAGCAAGUGAAGCGCCUGUUGCCAAUGCUCUCCGAAUUGCUGGUCUCCAAUGACUCGAAGGUUCAAUCCUGUGCUUGCUGGGCGCUGUGCUCGGUGACGCAUGAUGAUAAACUACAAGCUGUAAUCGAUGCGAAAACAGUGCCACGCUUGGUGCACCUACUGAAAUCUGUUGAGCUGGACAUUUUAUAUCCAGCAUUGCGUUGCGUUGGCCUUAUUGUUGCUGGCACUGAUCAACACACCGAUGUGGUCAUCGCAGCUGGGGUAUUGCAACCACUUGGCCAGUUGUUGGAACACUCCGAUCGCAAUAUAGUCGAGUUGGCUGCUUGGACUGUCAGCAAUAUUACGGCUUGCAAUCAGGCACACAUUCAGGCCGUCAUUGAUUCGGGCAUAUUUCAGCAGCUAUGCCACUUGCUGGGGGUGAAUAAUAUCAAGGCACGAAAGCAGGCCGCCUGUGCGGUGAGCAAUACGACCAUAUCUGGUACAUAUGAGCAAGUUGUGGAUCUCCUAGACAAGUACAAGAUAUUUAAGCCAUUCGUUGAUUUACUUGAUGUCCCGGAUCCACACACUAUCAUGGUGGUGCAAAUAGGUCUAUCCAAUCUAUUCGAUUUAGCCAAGAACCUGGGCGACCCUAAGGACAUAUUUCUUAUGUUCGAACAGUUAGGUGGCCUUGAUAAGCUGGAGAAGUUGCAGCUGCACGAAAGUGAGGAUAUCUAUGAGAACGCCUGUGACAUUAUCAGUAAUUACUUUUCCGAAGCUGAGGAGGACUCAGAACAGCCGGUGAUUAAUGACGGAGUGGAGUUUAAUGCCACACAGCCAAGGAAGCCCGAUGGCGGUUAUAGCUUCUAAAAGUCACAAGUGGCAGCAAGAAUAGGACACACAACCCACCCAGACACACACAACAUGUUAUUUGUUAGUCUCAAAUAUACCCAAAGUGUGUAUAGUUAAAAUUGUUUGUACUACAUUUCCACAAAACACAUCCUGGACGUGUUGCUGUUUUCGUUUUUGUUUUUCUUCCAUAAAUACUAAUUCUAGGAACACGAACUCCUCAACUCGUCUCACAAUCUCUGUUAAGACACUCUGGCUUAAGACACUAUAUACUCGACAUAUAAUAUUAUUAGCUCAGGACGCUGUCUGUUGCGCUUGAGCUGUUUGUUGCCAUUGAACCUCCUUUAACCUUGGUAUAUAUGUGGAUCACAGACACACACACCACUUCCUGUUUUCAUGCCACGCAACUGAACAAUUUGUCCGCAUCAUACAAUAUAAUAAAAACAACAUAAAUCAUUGGCAUUAAACUCUGUUCAAUUUUAUGAU